AUGACCAGCCAGUCUCAGGGGAUCAACCAGCUCCUUCAGGCAGAAAAAAGGGCCAAGGACAAGCUGGAGGAAGCCAAGAAGAGAAAAGUAAAGCGACUGAAGCAAGCUAAGGAAGAAGCAAUGGCAGAAAUUGACCAAUACAGAAUGCAGAAAGAUAAGGAGUUUCGGCUGAAGCAAUCUAAGAUAAUGGGCUCUCAGAGUAAUCUCUCAGAUGAAAUAGAAGAGAAAAUACUAGAGAAGAUACAAGCACUGAACGGAAGCUACAACAAGUAUAUGGAAAGUGUGAUAACACAGCUUUUGAGCAUGGUCUGUGACAUGAAACCAGAAAUCCACGUGAACUACAGAGCCACCAACUGA
This is a messenger RNA of Cynocephalus volans (Philippine flying lemur), 357 nucleotides long. It is a transcript of the gene ATP6V1G3, whose product is annotated as ATPase H+ transporting V1 subunit G3. Lineage: Eukaryota; Metazoa; Chordata; Mammalia; Dermoptera; Cynocephalidae. Bases 1 to 357 code for a protein of 118 amino acids. Gene Ontology annotation, biological process: proton transmembrane transport. Gene Ontology annotation, cellular component: vacuolar proton-transporting V-type ATPase complex. The record is from RefSeq and is a predicted model, not a curated record. The transcript is spliced from 3 exons. Gene Ontology annotation, molecular function: proton-transporting ATPase activity, rotational mechanism.